Molecule: messenger RNA, 2720 nt
Organism: Caenorhabditis angaria
Lineage: Eukaryota; Metazoa; Nematoda; Chromadorea; Rhabditida; Rhabditidae
Source: the annotation of a GenBank genome assembly
AUGUUGUUACUAAUAUUUUUCUUCAAUUUCAUCUAUGCCGAAUCUAAUUUCAAUCCAGAACUAAUGUUGAAAAGCUACAUAAAUGCUAUUCAAAAUCAAGAAUCUGAAUCUCAAAAUAUUCUUGCUGAUGGAUUUGCAGUUUAUGAUUGUGAAGGAAAUGUGUUAAGUGGAUCUGAUUUUCAUUUUUUGAAAUUGAAGAAGCUGAUGAAUGAAUCGAACAUCCAAAUUCCAAUUCAACAUUAUGAAAUUCUUCCUUUCAAUGACAAUGAAACUAACAAUAAAUUCAAUGUUGAAGUUGGAUAUUUUGUGAGUGAAAUUGAAUUAGAAUAUAUUGGUGAAAAUGAAUGGAGAAUAAAAUCAGAAAAAAGAAAUAAUUGCGUUUCACAAAAUCAACCAUAUCAUUCAAGUUUAUUGAUUGAUUAUGAACAAAUAUUCCAAAAACAAUCGGAAUUCUUAUUGGAAAAAUAUUUGAGAAAUCUUGCAGCUGGACAUUUUCCACAAUAUUUGAAAUUCUUUAUCACUGAAUUCUCAAAUGAUACAAGAAAUUUAACGAAUAUAAAUACAGUUGUGAAAUUGAUUGAAAAUAUUCCAAUGAUUGCUAGAAAACAAAUGUAUAUCGUGCUAUCUUCUGAAUCAAAACUCAAAAUUUUUGUUGGAAUUGAAGAAUUCGAAACGAAUAUAAUUACACUUGGUGUAAUUUAUAAUGAAAAUGAAGAAUGGGAAAUAAUAUCAGAAAAACAAAGAGAAUAUUUAAAUGAUGAUUCAGAAAUAAUUGCAUGGUAUACUUCUGCAUUUAUUGAUUAUCGAAAAACAUAUUUGAAAAUUGCUGAAAAAUUGAUGAAAAAAUUCGAAAAUGCUGUUAGAACUAACAAAUUGGAAGAUGAUAUAUUCUCAAUUAAAAAUAUAUCUGAAUUUGGAUAUCAUACAAUUUUUUUCAAUUAUAAUUAUAUUUACCUAGAUGGCGGUGCUGAACAAUUUCAAACAUUUACAAUUACAAAUUAUGAUGAUGACUCGAGUUGGUAUAAGUUCAUAAUUGAAAAUAAUAAAUUCCAUUUAUUAUCGGAAGACAGUUAUAAUUUUGUUGAAUAUAUUGAAGGAGUUUAUAAAGGGGUAUCCGAAAGGCUGAUGAAUAAAUAUGAAAAGAGAUUAUUAGCGGAUAAAAUUGAAUUGAAAGGUCUUUUUAAUGAUAAUUUCAUAUUUUAUAGUUGUGGACACAAUAGUUUGAAUAUCACAAAAUUCGAAAAAGAACUCGAGAAACCCGGAAAUAUUCAUGAUUUUGGAAAUUACAAUGAUGUUAUUCGACUUGUUUCUGUGAAUCCAAUAAAUGGUGAUAUCGAUUUUUUGCGAAAUGAAAAAGCAAGAUUUUUGGCAAAAUAUGAUUUUGACUCGAAAAAAUAUGAAUUAUCGUUGGAAUAUCGUUGCAAAGAUAAAGAUUUCUUCAAUAUUUCGAAAUCAAAAGGGUGGGAAAAUGCGAAAAAUAAUAUGGAAAUUGGAGAUGAAAAAGAAUUUGAACUUGAUGAACCGCUGAUCACGUUUGGAAAACAUUGUGAGUUAGGCUCUUCAAGUGUUAAGCUAUUUACAAAAAUAUUUUUUAAAAAAUUUUCUAAAUUUUAAUUUCAAUUUGUAGGGAUGUUUGAUUCUAAACCUUCAAUUUUUCCAUACAAAAACUUCAAUGCAACUGCUGAUGCAAUCGGAGUGGAAGAAGCUUUUGUAGCACAAGAUGACCGAAAGGUAGUUAAUAUUACAUUUUUCUUGGAGAAUUCUAUUUUUGACAAAACAAGAAAUGAUAAUUAUAGCUUAUUGAAAUAAUAUGUCGCCGUUCACAAAUUCAACGUCAAUUAAUAGCUGAAGAAUACAGACGCAUUCAUAAAAAGAGGUUGUCUUCUAAAUUUGACAAAAAUUUGGAUUCCGACUUCGGACAACUCAUGAAGAAUUUACUUUUGCGCCCAGUGGACCUUGAUAUUUGGGCGAUCACUAAUGAUUGGGAUGGGAAAGGCGGAAGAUUGCUUUUCGAGAUUUUGAUAACUCGCACAAAUAAGGAAAUUGAAGAAAUAAAACGAAGAUUUCUGUUGAUAUAUCGAAUAUUUUCAGAUAAGGAUCUUUUUAUGGAAUAUUUAAACUAUCACUAUAUAAACUGGGAACGAAAUGUGAUCAUGGAAAUAGUGAAAUUUAAACGAGAUGAAAAUUGGGAAACAAAUAAUAGUACAGCUAUAGCUAAUGCUGUGCGAUUCAAAGAUUUUAAGAGAAUUGUUGAGGAUAGCCCGAAAGAUUUAGUUGAAUUGAUCAGCACAACAAACUGGUUACAACUAAAAUUGAUUCUUCGAAAAUAUCAGGAAUUAUAUGGGGAGACAAUCAAGCAAUUGCAACUAGAUAACGAUGAAUGGUCAGACUAUGCGUAAGUCUUCACUUAUAGAAUAAAGUUUCUAAACUUUUAUUCAAGGACAUGGGAUACAUAUUAUGACAUCACUAUCAAUGUCGCGAAAAAUCGAUGGAAUUAUUUCUCAGAUAGAAUAAAAUACACAAUGUUUGGCCAAGGAACGGAUAAUUAUAAACUGAUUUAUUAUAUUAUUUCGAGAUCGGAACGAGAUUUGCAAUCAAUUCGAGAAGAAUUUGAUUGGCGACAUUCGGAAGAAUCUUUGACUCAAUGGAUUGAAAGUGAUACUUCUGGACCUUUCCGAGUGGCUCUUUUGACUUUGGUUCGAGGAAACAGGGAUCAAUAA